UUUCCAGGCAAAUCACAGCAACCCAACGAGCUGAGGAGGAUUGGCCCUAAAUUUUGAUGGAACUUGCGCAGCCACGAUCUGCUCAUCCCUCCAUGUCACUUUGCGCAAUGGGAGGCAAGAGGCCAUGGGCAGUCAGCUGCUGGCUGUGAUUUUGCUUCUCCAACUGUUCCGAACAGGAAGCAGAGCUGUUGAUCAAAAGGCUGAUGAAAAUGCGGGGAGCUGCUGGUCGAUCGGAUUCACCCACGAGACCUGUUGUGGUUCGGAGCACGGGCCGGAGGGGAACACGGAAUGUUGGGAUGACGUGUACACCUUCGAGUCCUGCUGCCUUGGUCGGGAUCUUAAGGAGGCAGGCUGCGACAGCGGGUUCUUCACUCGCUUCCGGGGACUGGUCUGGGAAUACUACAAGGAGGGCCGGUCAAAGCCGGCGCUGAUCCAGCAGUGGCCGAGGAUUUUGGCGAACUACGACGCGCGGUUCCUGCUCUGCGCGCCCGCAGCCCUGCAGGCGCACUUGCUCCAAAUCGAGGAGCGCGGCUUCCUGGAGCGGCCGGAGAGCGUCAUGGAGCAGCUGCUGAGCUACACCCAGAACCUGCAGCAGGCGACCGGCGCCGCCGCGCCCGGGCGGCUCGACCUGAAGAGUUGGCCUCUGGAACUCGGCCUGGAGCGGCUGCGCCAGAACGUGAGGAUCAAAGCGCGGCAGAUGAGGUUCCGAAACUUCCCGGACGUGACGCUGGUUUUGAGCUAUUGCCGGGAGGAGCUGUCCUGGAUGAACGCCUCCUUCAGCCGCCGAGUGAUGCCUUUGGUGGACGUGGUGGUGGUCGCCAAAUGUGUAGACGUGGACGGCGUGGCGGCCGUGCCGUUUCGCCACUUGUGGCGCUCCGUGGAGCAGUUGGACGUGGAGGACUUGCCGCUGCGGGCGGACGAGUGCUCUGCGUACCUGGGCUACCUGCACCACAACUACUACAAGCUCCCGCGGCAUAUGGUCUUCGUCCAUGCAGACAUGCCAGAGCAUAUUGGGGCAGGCCGGCCGAACAUUGUAGAUGACACCUUGCGAGCGCUGUCGCGCGGCGCGAGCGUGCCCUUUGCACAUCUCGGGAACAACCGCGUGACCAUGAGAUGGAAUCCGCAUUUGAUGACCCCUUUGUGGAAGGGACUGUUUGGAAGCACCAUCGCCCCGGCUCCGGGCGAGGUGAGCACAUACUGCUGCUCGCAUAUGGUGGUGUCUAGGGAGAGGGCGCUCGUCCGCAGCCGGCGCUUCUACCAAACUGCACUGGAGCUGGUGACCUCGCCAGCAAGCUACUUCUACCUGCCAGCUAAGUGGCGCCCCGCGCAGCAGAGCAAGGCUGCUGACUUUGACAUGAAGGGCAGACUGGUGUGCCAGAACAUGAUGUUCUUGUGGCACGUGAUCUUUGGGGCGCCCCUGCACUUGCCUCACAGGAUGUACGACCCAUCUCUUCCACUCUUCCUGAAGACGCGCAAUAUUCGGACAGUGUACUUGGAGGAUGACAGCUUGUGA
Molecule: messenger RNA, 1513 nt
Organism: Effrenium voratum
Lineage: Eukaryota; Dinophyceae; Suessiales; Symbiodiniaceae
Source: the annotation of a GenBank genome assembly